Scylla paramamosain (green mud crab) is the source of this 2291-nucleotide messenger RNA. RefSeq lists its product as uncharacterized. The transcript is spliced from 9 exons. The record is from RefSeq and is a predicted model, not a curated record. Bases 164 to 1186 code for a protein of 340 amino acids. NCBI's taxonomy places the organism in Eukaryota, Metazoa, Arthropoda, Malacostraca, Decapoda, Portunidae.
GGAGCUUACCUCUGUGUCUGUGAGGGUAGGUAUCUGUGCUUUCCUCCUCUCCCUUCCUCUCCCUGCCUCUCCCUGCCUCAGCCUCCCUGCCUCGUCACUCCUCCUCUCCCUCCCCUCGCUACAAUAACAAGUCGCGGAAUUUGUACCCGCCGCAGUAAGGAGAAUGGCGUCUCGUGGGUCUGUGCUGCUGCUGGUGCUGGCCACUUUUCUGGGCGAUGUAAGGGGCCACGGACGCAUGAUGGAACCGCCCGCCCGCAACGCUAUGUGGAGGUUUGGCUUUCCGAACCCCGUGAACUACAACGACAAUGAACUGUACUGCGGUGGUUUCGCGAUCCACUACGGGAAGAACAAUGGCAAGUGUGGCGUGUGUGGGGACGACUACCGUGACAAGGUGCCGAGGGACCACGAGGCGGGCGGCACGUAUGGCAACGGCAUCGUCACUAAGCGUUACAUAUCUGGCCAGGUGAUCGACAUUGAGGCUGAACUGACCACCAACCACUGGGGUUACAUGGAGAUCAAGUUAUGCCCACACAAUGACCCGUCCAUGGAGGUCACCCAGGAGUGCCUUGACCAGUACGCGUUGCCCAUUGAGGGGACCACGGAGACGCGCUUCGUGAUCCCCCAAGAGAGCUCGAAGACGGAGACCUUCAGGUGGCGCGUCAAGCUGCCGGACGGGGUCACCUGCACCAACUGUGUCGUGCAGUGGAAGUACUUUGCAGGCAACACGUGGGGCCUCUCCUCGAAUGGCAGCGGGGCGGUGGGCUACGGACCGCAGGAGACAUUCAUCAACUGCGCAGACGUGACCAUCAACACCAACAUCCCCACUGGCGUGUUCCCCGCUGACGCCUUCGUGGACAACCCGUGGCAGCUGUUCUUCAGGGGCAGCUACCCUGGGGUGAACUCGAAGAAGACUAAGCCUGGACCCGGUGGCCUCACCCCGCUUGUCGUCAGGAGCCAGCUGUGCAUUCCCGUGGGCCACAUGCGGCGCUUGGAGCACAUGGCGGAUUGGUGCAUGAGAAACUGCCUCAUGUAUCCACCCAACUGCGACCGCGCCUACUGCAAGUGUGUGUACGAGUGCGAGGCUGUGGGUGACUUCAAGAAGCAGAAGUAUGCGGACCGUUACUGCCACCAGGAAUGUCUCAAGUACCCGUCCAACUGCUCCGAGACGCUGUGCCACUGCUUCUGAAUCUGAAAUGAACCGCUCUCUGAACCUUGUGAACCACCACCACUGCACCACCGCACUGCCACCACACCGUCACGCCACCAGUUAUUCAGUCACCCAGCCAGUCUCUAAUCUUACAGUUACUGCUGCUGAACCAGAAAUGAACCGCUAUCCGAAUCUUAGAACCACUGCAACCGCACAACCAAAUAUUUUACAGUUAAUAUCAUAAAUCUUUGUUUACGUGAUUUUCUUUUUCUUUUUUUCUUUUUUUUUUUUUGAAGAGCAGAGCGCCAUUACUUUUCUUAUUAUUAUUACUUUUUAAUCUUUUUAUUUAUACGACUUGCUUUUUGUUGGAUUACGAAGUGGUUUGAUUCGCUGAGGCUUGGUGUAGAUCCGUCAGCUGCUUCCUGUGUGUGUGUGUGUGUGCGUGUGUGUGUGUGCUUGUUGAGGAGCAGAUCUUGUUAACAAUGAGAGUAAGUUAUGCUUUUAUUGUUAUAUUAUCUUUUUUUUUUAUAUAUAAAUUAUUACGUGUUUUGUUUUUAGUGUGGCUGUCUGACUAGCAGGCUGGCUGGUUGGCCGAUUGGUUGAUUGACUGAUUGACUGGUUAGUUGACUGGUUGACUGGCUAGUUGACUGAAUGGAUGGCUGGUUGGCUGACUGACUGGCUGGAUGGCUGGCUGGAUGGCUGACUGGAUGGCUGGCUGGAUGGCUGGCUGACUGAGAGAUGGAUUGACUGACUGGCUGGAUGGCUGGAUGGCUGAAUGGAUGGCUGGCUGGCUGGGGAAGGUGUUUGCAAGGUGAAUGAACGGGGAAGGUGUUAAGUGUUGUGUGUGUGUAUGUGUGUGUGUGUGUGUGUGUGUGUGUGUUGUUUGCAUUGAUUUUUUGUUUUUAAUUCUUUAGUUGUUUAGUUUGUUUGUUGUUAAGUUGUAGAUUUUAGUGGUUUGUUUAUUACUUUGUUUGCUUUUGUUUGUUUUUAUUCGAUUGUUCCUGCAUUGCAUUUGUUUUAUUUGGUAUUUAUUUACUUAUUUAUUUAUUUAUCUGCCCAUCUAUCUACCUAUCUAUUUAUCUCUUAUUAGUGUCUGUUAUGCAGGUGGCAGAUUGAUGACUUCAAUAUACACCACCUGCAUGUG